AUGGAGAUAGCCCACGCACACCCCAUGGCAGGACACAUAGGAGUACAGAACACCGUCCAGCGCCUCUGUGACCGGUUCCACUGGCCGGGCCUAGAGGCCGAAGCCAUCCCCCUCCGCAAGGCCACUACCAAAGCCAUCGCCCAGGAACUCUUCCUGCUGUGCAGUCGGGUCGGCAUCCCAUCCCAGAUACUGACUGACCAGGGCACCCCGUUCAUGAUGGCGGACCUCUGCAAACUCCUGAAGGUCCAGCAGCUCCGUACUACGGUGUACCAACCCCAGACAGACGGGCUCAUCGAGCGGUUCAACCAGACCCUGAAACAGAUGCUGCGCCGAGUGACGGCCGAAGAUAAAAGGGACUGGGACAAGAUCCUGCCAUACGUCCUCUUCGGGGUUCGGGGGUCCCUCAGGCCUCCACCGGCUUCACACCGUUUAAGUUGCUCUUCGGCCGCCAGCCCCGUGGUCUGCUCGACGUUGCCUGAGAGGCCUGGGAACAACCGGCCGUACCACCGUGUAACACCGAGGAGACCAUGUCCUGGUUCUGGUCCCUACGGCCGCCUGCAAGUUCUUGGCCACCUGCAGGGGCCGUACACAGUCACCGAAAAGGUCGGCCCCAUUACAUACCAAGUGCGGCAGCCCGGAAGACGGAGGAGGGACCAGCUUUAUCACAUUAACCUCCUGAAGCGCUGGGUCGGAACUGGGCCUCAGCUCUCGGCCUACACCAAAGCGACUCCCGUGGUUGUGGACAUGGACCCUCAACUCUCUGCCGCCCAGAAGACCGAGCUGCAGCACCUGGUCAGUCAGUUUCCGGAUGUGUUCUCCCCCCAGUCUGGGCGGACCCACGUCAUGGAACACGACGUCCGCACGCCACCCGGAACCAUCGUCCGGCAGCGGCCCUAUCGUGUCCCGGAGGCUCGGAGACACGCCAUCGAAGAGGAAGUACAGGAGAUGUUGAGGUUAGGGGUAAUUGAACCAUCUCACAGUCCAUGGUCCAGCCCCAUCGUCAUGGUUCCGAAGCCCGACGGCACCCUCCGCUUCUGUAAUGACUUCCGCCGCCUCAACGAAGUCUCCAAGUUCGACUGCUACCCCAUGCCCUGCGUCAAUGAGCUGUUGGAUCGUCUGGGAAGGGCCCGGUUUAUAUCAACCCUCGACCUCACGAAGGGAUACUGGCAAGUCCCCCUCUCGGAACAGGCCAAGCCGAAGACGGCCUUCUCGAAGACGGUGCUCCCUUCGGCCUCCACGGAGCACCGGCCACCUUCCAGAGGCUGAUGGACGUCGUCCUCCAGCUGCAUCAGGCCUACGCGGUGGCCUACAUCGACGACGUGGUAAUACACUCGGAGACUUGGGAGGACCACCUGGAGCGGCUGCGGAGGGUGCUACUGGAACUACGCCGGGCUGGCCUGACUGCCAACCCCCGGAAGUGUCACCUGGCCCUCUCGGAAGCAAAGUAUCUGGGGUACCAGGUGGGUCGCGGCCUGAUCAGACCUCAGUAGAAGAAGGUGGCAGCAAUCCUCUCCGUGCCACGGCCCACCUCCAAGACGCAGGUACGGGCCUUUUUGGGGUUGGCAGGAUAUUACCGCUGCUUUAUCCCUAACUUCUCCUCCUUAGCCUCUCCCCUGACAGAUCUGACCAGGAAGGGGCAACCGGAGAAGGUCUCGUGGACCCCCGAGACGGAGGCGGCGUUCCACCGGAUAAAGGCAGCCCUCACAACGGAGCCGAGUUGUAACAUGCCUCUAGAACAGACUUAAGUCAAAAUAAUCACUAAGUAGGGUGACCAUAUGACCAUAUAAUCGUGGGGCUGCGCUUGAGAAGGUGAGAUCUACAGGGAACGA
Messenger RNA from Cyprinus carpio (common carp), 1829 nucleotides. RefSeq lists its product as uncharacterized. The record is from RefSeq and is a predicted model, not a curated record. The transcript has 3 exons. Lineage: Eukaryota; Metazoa; Chordata; Actinopteri; Cypriniformes; Cyprinidae. The coding region runs from base 1 to 1266 and encodes 421 amino acids.